CUAAUGCUAAGUUGCUAGCUGGAAACAGAGUACUUGCUGCUAGAUGGGAGCUUUUCUGCUUCUUUAAAAGGAAGUUUUUCUCGUGUGAAUACAAGUGGAACAUGCCAACCAGCCGUGACCGUCAGUAAGGACCCGCUUUAUCUUCUCUCAACCCAGGCUCGAAAUGGGAAAAGGUUGUAAAGUGGUGGUGUGUGGCCAGGCAGCGGUUGGGAAAACAGCCAUUCUGGAGCAGCUGCUGUAUGGAAACCACUGUGUGGGCUCUGAGUCCAGUGAGACGCAGGAGGACGUGUACGUGGCCUCGGUGGAGACCGAUCGAGGUGUGAAGGAGCAGCUGAGGCUUUACGACACAAAAGGACUUCAAGACACUCAAGACCUCCCGAAGCACUACUACUCUGUGGCCGACGGCUUCGUGCUGGUUUACAGUGUCGACAGCCUGGAGUCCUUCAAGAAAAUUGACUUCCUGAAGAAGGAAAUCGACAAGUCCAGAGACAAGAAGGAGGUGACCAUCAUCGUCCUGGGGAACAAAAGCGACCUGACCGAGCUCCGUCAGGUGGAGCAGGAGGCGGCGCAGCAGUGGGCGCGGGGGGAGAAGGUGAAGCUGUGGGAGGUGAGCGUGACAGAGCGCGGUUCGCUCAUUGAGCCCUUCAUCCAGCUGACCAGCCGGCUGACGCAGCCGCAGAGCAAGUCGGCCUUCCCUCUGCCUGGACGCAAAAGCAAAGGCACAGCCUCUAAUGACAUCUGAGAGGCCCCGCCCACCCGGACCCCCAACUCAACCAGUUUACACUCCUCUGCAGUGUUAACCAUCUUGCAUACAGGCUUGAUUCUUUGAUUCUUAAACAUGGCAGCAUGUGGUUGGUCAGGUAGAGCAGCUUCCUGUCCCCCUAAGGUUGCUGUAAUAGAAAUCAUAGUGCAAUAUGUGAACUGAUAUUAGUGAGUAGAUUUCUGAUUAAUAUUCAUGUCUGCAGCUAAUUAAUUUCCUCCUGCUGUUGAUGGCGUGAGGCUGAGGUUGAGACUGAUCCAGUUUGAGCUUUGAGCAUCCAAAUCCCUAAAAGGGACUCUGCUGCCCCCUGCUGGAUGAUCCAGAGUUGCUGCUAUCAGUAGAGCUGGUAACCGUAGAGAUGGCUGGACUGAGAGGCCUGACCCUGGUGUAGACGUGUGAGCGGCUGCUUGCAAGGCGGCGUGUUUUAAAGGUUGUGAUCAGAAUAUUGCUGAACCAGGAGGCCAGUCCCAGUUCAGCCUGGGCUGGUGUGAUGACACUUAAAUGACUUAAAAGCAAAAUGUAGCUGUUUUUAAACCUGGACUGCACUGAUAGUGAUGUUAACUCGAGUUUCAUUAUUUUGAUUGUAAGAUAAAUUAAAAGCAGCUGGUAAUUGUCAGUGUUCAUUCAGCAGGUUAGUAUUGUUUCUAUAGGCUAACAUGCUGUUAGUCAGGCUGUCUGACCAGUUGUAGGUCUCAGUGUUGCCUCCACAAGAGGGACAGGUACAACAGAGUCUUAGUACCAGAAUAAAAAAUUGGUUAUUUUUUUUCAAUUACAAGAAGUAAAGUCAUUUUGUGAUGGAAUAUUGCCAGAAGAAAGUGGUAAAAUAACUAGAAAAUGUUGUUUAAAUAAGUGAAAGCUAUGAUAAAAUUAUCAAGACUUCAGGCGAGCAACUCGUCUAGUCUGUGAGGAUUUUCUUCAAAAUAGUCAGUUUGCACAAGUCCUGCUACUGAUGAUAUUUGGAUGCUGAUGUGUUAAAAGAUGAAGGAUGUCCCAUUUGGAGAAUGGAGACCAAAGUAUAACUUCACAAGAUGCUCAGCAUUCUUGAAUUCAUUUUUUGUGUUUGUGUUCUCAUAAAAUUACAACAGUCUCCGAAUAUCACAACUUUAUUCUCGUAUUAGAUUUUUUUUCAUGUCUUUGACUUUAUUCUCAUGACUUUUUUGUCGUACUUUAUUCUUGCAUUACUUAGACUUCACUGAUGUACGACUUUUUUCUUGCAAUAUUACAAAUUUAUUCUUGUAAACGUAUUUAUUUUUCUUAGCCUGGCUCUAAUCCUCUGUCUAUGACAGGUACUGCUAUUUGCAAACAAACUUGUGUUUCUUUUUAGUUGGCUGCUGUUGGCUAACUAGUCAGCAACCUGCAGCCACAUGUGGGCUGAGGCUGUCCUGCUCUGCUCUAUUAUUCUCUUAAAUAAAGGAAAUAAUAAAGAAGAAAUGGUUCUGGGACUUCAAGGACAGUUUGAGGGCAGAUUUUAGAGGUUUUAUAACUUUGGUACGGGGAACCAGUCCCUUCAAGAGCCCUGUUAUUCAGAGACAUGUUUCAUGGGAAGGCUAGGAGUUUAAUAGACUCAUCAGUGGAAGAAAGAAUGAUUUAGAUUGAGUAGAUGAGCUGCAGAAAGUUCAUCAUUGAUAACAAAAGCGAUAUUCCUCUGGUAGGACUCAGCUCUCAGUCCGGUUCAUGUCCACCAAUCACAGCCUGGCAGCAAUAACCUUCCUGCUACUCCCUUUACUCUAUGAAUGGUUGCUGUGUGUGUGUGUGUGUGUUUUGACCAGGCUGCUUAUUUCUGUUAGACUUCAAUGUA
Molecule: messenger RNA, 2558 nt
Organism: Xiphophorus maculatus (southern platyfish)
Lineage: Eukaryota; Metazoa; Chordata; Actinopteri; Cyprinodontiformes; Poeciliidae
Gene: nkiras1
Product: NFKB inhibitor interacting Ras like 1
Exons: 3
Coding region: 164-742 (192 amino acids)
Biological process (GO): canonical NF-kappaB signal transduction
Molecular function (GO): GTPase activity; GTP binding
Source: RefSeq, a predicted model, not a curated record